Molecule: messenger RNA, 492 nt
Organism: Lactuca virosa
Lineage: Eukaryota; Viridiplantae; Streptophyta; Magnoliopsida; Asterales; Asteraceae
Source: the annotation of a GenBank genome assembly
AUGAAGGAACAGAAAGCAGCAAAAGAAGUUCUAAAAAUGGUAUGUUAUGAAAUAGACAAGUUGGAAUUCCCUGAUGCUCAUCCUCGCUAUUACACGAGACCAAUUCUUGAGGCUGCAUGUCAAGAUAUUUAUGAGGUUGUUGAUGAGAUUUUAAUGAGAUCCCCUGAAGCAGUUCGAUAUAAAGAUGAGAGUGGGUAUGACGUUAUACAGUUAGCAGUUAUACACCGUUCAGAAAAAGUCUACAACCUUAUCUAUACCAUUGGGGAGCGUAAGAGUGUUUACAGAAUGAUCGAAGAUUCUUCGAAGAACAAUAUGUUGCACUUGGUUGGAAGAUUACCUCCUUUGCAGAAACUCAGACAUAGAACAGGCCCAGCAUUACAACUACAGAGAGAGCUUCACUGGCGCCAGGAAGUGGAGAAGCUCGUGUUUCCCAGUUGCACUACUAAAGAGAACAUUUUUAAGGAGACACCAGAUAAGGUGUUCAGAAGGUAG